ACUCUUAUCAGCCUGGAGAAAGUUGGUUCACCUAUGAGAACUGCACUCAGCGCUGCUCAUGCAAUAACAAUAAAAACAUCGUUUGUGAGAAUUGGCAGUGCGGAACCCUGGAAAAUUGCAAGAGGCAGGAUGGAGUAUUAGGAUGUCAUUCCUCUGGUAUCACUGCUUGCCACGUGUCUGGAGAUCCUCACUUCUACACAUUUGAUAAAGUCAUGCACAGUUUCAUGGGCACAUGUACAUAUGUUCUGGUGGACAUUUGUGAUAAGAGAAGUGUCAUCCCAUUUACCAUCAAAGGAAAGACGGAGGACCGUGGACAGAGGGCAGCAACAUACUUGAAAGAAGUUUACAUUGAUGUUUAUGAUUUCCGUAUCACCUUGCAGAAGGACAGGAAAACUCUUGUGGAUAACACACGCAUCCAAACACCAUGGUCUGGAAAUGUGAAAGGUAUCAGCAUUGGAAAUGUCGGUCUCUACACUGUUGUGACCACAGACUUUGGAAUGAUUGUGAAGUUUGAUGGAAAUCACCACCUGGAGAUUGUCCUCCCUGAUGCUUACUUUGAAAAGGCAUGUGGUAUGUGCGGUAAUUUCAAUACCCAGACAAAUGAUGAGUUACUGAUGCCAAACGGACUUCUAGCAGCCAAUGUUACCCAGUUUGGAAACAGCUGGAAAUCAGAAGAAGACAGCGACACAAACUGCAUGGAUGAUACACGAGUUGAUCUUGCUCCACCAUGUACGACUGCUACAAGACCAAACAUUCAGAACCAGUGCAAUGUUCUCCUGACAGACACAUUCAAAGCAUGUCAUAAUCUAGUGAGCGCAGACCUGUUUAUUGAGAGCUGUGUAUAUGACAUGUGCAGAUACAAUGGCAUGGUGUCUACCCUGUGUGCUAUUGUCCAAGCCUAUGUUGAUGCCUGUAGAACCCAAGGAGUAAACAUCAAAUGGAGAAGUCCCUCUCUCUGCCCAUUGGCAUGUCCCAAAAACAGUCACUAUACAGACUGUGCGUCCCUAUGUCCAUCUACUUGCACCAACAUCUAUGCUCCAGAUGUCUGCGACAAGCCAACAACCUGUAUGGAAGGCUGCGUCUGCGAUAAUGGCUAUGCUCUAAGCGGUGACCAGUGUGUUCCACUUAAAUCUUGUGGCUGCAGGGAUUCCAAUGAUAAUUACUACAAUAUUGAUGAGAGCUGGAUUACUCCACACUGCACACAGAAAUGUGAGUGCAAGAAGGGCAAUGAAAUCAAAUGUAAAUCAUUCAGCUGUCCACAUGGAGUCUGCAGUGUGAACAAGAAUGGUCAUUACAAUUGCAAACCAACAGGUUUCUCCAAGUGCAACAUUGCUGGUGAUCCGCAUUAUCAUACAUUCGAUGGGUUAAACCAUCACUUCCAGGGGAAGCAGACAUAUAUAUUAGCAAGAACAUCCCCUGCUUUAUCUGAUUACAUGGAGCCAUUUAAAAUCGAAGGCAAAAAUGAAGCCAUGUUUUCCUUUAGCCGGUUCAGUUUGCUCAGGGAGCUGCGUAUUGAAGUUUACAACCACGUUAUAUUAUUCAAACAGAACAAGAUAUUAGUGCUGGAUAGUGUGAGAACAGCGCCCCCCGUACGUCCACAUGAAGGAAUACAUAUUUAUCAGAGGCCAACAAGAAUAUACCUGGAGACUGAUUUUGGUCUUUCUAUCAGCUUUGAUGGCAAAGAAAAUGCAGAAAUUGUCGUGCCAAAUACAUACCAGGAAAUGCUCCAGGGACUGUGUGGAAACUUUGAUGGAAGACGCAACAAUGAUUUUACCACUCCAGAAGGAAGACUUCUGGGUGAUGUAGAAUCAUUCGGCGAAAGUUGGAAUAUCAGGUCACUUACGCCAGCCUCAAGAUUCAGGCGUGACACUUUGGUAGCAUUGCAAGAGGAAGAUAUAAUAUUAAACACAGGAGAUAAUUUUGCCUGCUCUGCUUCUGGCCUAGCAUUUGUGAACAGUUCUUCAUUCUGUGGAGUUAUGAGAGACAUCAAUGGCCCAUUUAAAAACUGUAUCCCAUACGUCUCCCCAGAAGACUUUAUUGUGGACUGCAUAUUCGACACCUGUGCUGAGUUCCAGAGCAGGGAAUUACUCUGUUUGAAUCUUGAACAAUACUCUAUUGCCUGUCAGCAAAAUGAAACGAUAGUUGAUGACUGGAGACAACUCACUGGUUGUGCAAUGACUUGCGGUAGCAACAGUUUAUAUGCAAACCGCAUGAAUGCCUGUCCAGCAUCCUGCAGCAAUAUGGCAUCUGAGUCUGAGUGUGAGGUACCUUCCUGUGAAGGAUGUCAGUGUGAACCAGGCUACGUUCUUAGUGGUUAUGACUGUGUACCAUAUAUUGAUUGUGGAUGCACCUUCGUUGGCAAGUACUACAAGAAAAUGGAAAGCUUCAUCACAAAUGAUUGCUCAAUGAACUGUACUUGCAUAGACACCUCAUCUGUGCUUUGCAAUUUCAUGGAAUGUAAACCCGAAGAGGAAUGCACAACUGCCAAUCAGAUCCGUGGAUGUUAUAUCCCAAGCCCGUGUCUAGAGAAUCCUUGUCAGAAUGGAGGUACCUGUAUGGAGACGCCAGGAGUAGGGAAUGCCACCAGUAUUAAUAGCUGUUUGUGCCCAAGUACUUACACUGGAUUGUACUGCGAGGAUGAAAAGGAAGCAAAUACAGUUGUAAUCUACAUAGUGAUUGGCGUAGUUGUUGGCGUGUUUGUCAUCAGUGUGGUGUUUAUAGUUGUUGCAUAUUUCUACCUCAAAUCCAGAAAGCCAGCUAAGAAGUCUGCUAACCAAAAUAUUUCUGCAUAUACAGGAAGAUACACCUAUAAAUACACAGAUGUAGCAAAUAUUCCAUGUGACUCAGCAUUUUAA
Messenger RNA from Bufo bufo (common toad), 2855 nucleotides. RefSeq names its product zonadhesin-like. The coding region runs from base 213 to 2855 and encodes 880 amino acids. The record is from RefSeq and is a predicted model, not a curated record. The transcript is spliced from 18 exons. Gene Ontology annotation, molecular function: protein binding. Lineage: Eukaryota; Metazoa; Chordata; Amphibia; Anura; Bufonidae.